AUUCACAGCGCGGCCACCGCGUCGCUGCCGUCUCCUCUUUUCCACGGUUCCACCUAACACCCUCUGCUCGCCACCCUCUCCGCCGCUCCUGCUCCCGAAACCCUAGCGGCGAGGAUGGGCCGCAAGCGCCGCGAGCCGUCGCCGCCGCCGCCCCCGCCUCCGGAGGAGGAGUCUUCCUCCGAGGAAUCCAGCUCCGCCGAGGAGGAGGAGGAGGAGGGGGCGGCGGAGGCCACCCCCACAACCCAAAAUCCCCCCAGCCCCUCUUCCGCCGCCACGGCCGACGACGCAGACGCCGAUUCGUCGGAUGGAAGCGACGAGGAGUCCUCCGAGUCGGGGAAGAUCGACGCCGAGGCCUUUGAGCUGCGCCAGAUCGCCUCCUCCAACCCGCCGGCGGCUGCGGCUUCCGAGCUCGAAUCCGACGACCACGAGCCUUCUCCGCAGGGCAAGGGAAAGAAGAGGGCUAAGGCUGGGGCGGAUCCCUCUCCGUCCGGCAAGGCCAAGAAGGCUAAGGCCGGGGCGGCGGAGAAGGCACCCUCCGUGCUCACUCCUUCCAGUGAGGGUAAGAAGAAGCGCAAGGCCCAGCCGGAGAAGACUACACCGUGGAGCAAGCCUGAGAAACCUGGUCACCUCAGGCGCUGGACAGCCGAGGACGAGCUCAAGAUCCUGGAGGCUCUUGUUCACCACGUCAAGGCCAAUGGCACCCGUCCGGGCGCUGGUGAGCUUAUUGCUGCGGUUGGUGGCAGCCUCGAAAGGAAGAACUGCACCAAGACGGAAAUAUAUGAGAAAGUGCGAACUCUUAAGCUGCGCUAUGAGAAAGCGGUGAGCACAGGCGCUCUGCCAGAGAAAGAUGAUGACCUCCGCAAGUUCAAGCUCUCGGAGCAAGUCUGGGGAGAAAAUGCAAAGCAGGUCGCUGCAGCCACCAUGGCCCAAAAUGAGGCUGCUUCCUCAAAGAGCAAGAAGAAGGGGCAGACUAGCAAAGAGAAAACAGAGGGUUAUUCAAAGGGUGGUACAGUGAAGGAGGACACCACCAUUGCCGUCGAUGAAAAUGUCGGAACUUCGACCGAGCUUAACAAGGGGCAGGCCACCGAAGAGAAGGUAGACGAAGAUAGCAAAGGCAGGUCAUCAAAGAAAGCUAGAACUGCUGAUACUCCUGCUAAGAGUAGAAAGCGGGUAAACCACAAGGAGGAAUUGGAAGGCGAUGCAAAAACUGGCACUGCAAAGGAGACUGUGGAUACUACCGCUCAAAAUGGUGGCACUUCGGUGAGGAGCAAGAGUGGAAAGUCUGACAAAGAGAAAGCGGAUGAAGAUGCAGAGAGCCCCACGCUAAAGGAGGAUAUGGCUGACACUCAAAAUGCUGUCACCCUUGAUCUGUUUAAGAAGGAAGGGGAAACUCAUGACGAGAAAAUGGACACUGAUGCUAACGUGAAAGGCACGCGCAAAGGUUUUGAUGAAUUGCAGAAAUUGUACCCUAACCUUACCUCUUUUGUGGAGGAGAUCCAGGCCCAGCAUCCAUGUGGGGAGACACUGAAGAGAGUAUUUGAGUUCAUUAAUGAUGAGAAGGCAUCUGCUUUGGAAUCCAAGAUCAAGAAGCAAAGAGUAUCUGAGUUGAGGAUGGAGAUGCGCCGAGCUGACACAAAAAAGGAGGUGACCAACAUAUUUAUAGGAUUGCUGAACUAAGCCCUUCUGUUGUUGUCAACCCAUUUAUGCGCAAUAUAUGAUGUUCCGUUCCUGAUCGAACUUCUGGUUUUGUUCGCUUUGAUUGCCAUGUUGCUGCUGGGUAGAAAAACCGAUUGAAGUAUCAAAAGGUUGCUUCAACGUGGAACUGAUGGAUGGGCGUGAGACAUGGUGACGAGCUACUGUUGUGGCCGGCUAUUAUUUUGUUUAUGGUUGGUGGUGGUCAGCUGACUCAUACUGUCUUAUGCCAGUACCUAUGUUGGUGUCAUGUCUAGAAAAUGUGGCGUGGUACUGCUGACUAUGACUUGAAUUUCUGUUUCUUCUGC
Hordeum vulgare subsp. vulgare (domesticated barley) is the source of this 2000-nucleotide messenger RNA. Its product is annotated as transcription factor STKL1-like. The transcript is spliced from 2 exons. The coding region runs from base 115 to 1677 and encodes 520 amino acids. The record is from RefSeq and is a predicted model, not a curated record. Gene Ontology annotation, biological process: regulation of DNA-templated transcription. Gene Ontology annotation, cellular component: nucleus. Lineage: Eukaryota; Viridiplantae; Streptophyta; Magnoliopsida; Poales; Poaceae.